UUUGGGCUACCAAAAAUGAGACUUAAAGAUCAUGUGUAUGUUCUCACAACAAUGCUGAUCAUCUUAAUAUGGUGUUUCUCUGUCAACUGGUCAAAACUCCAAGAAGCUGCCAAACGGUUAUGUAAUAUGAAGUUAGUGAUUUUAAUCCCAGAAGAUUAUUUUGGGCUACCAAAAAUGAGACUUAAAGAUUGUGUGUAUGUUCUCACAACAGUGCUGAUCAUCUUGAUAUGGUAUUUCUUUAUCAACUGGUCAAAACUCCAAGAAGUUGCCAAACAGUCAUGUAAUGUACAUGAUGAAGUUAGUGAUUUUGUGACCAACUGUGACAAUCCAGGUCUGUUUAAGUCUCAUUUUGGUUGCUGUCCACAUAAACAUUGCCCUGUCAACCACUUCCCCUUCCACCUUCACAGCGGUGUAGCCAAUGUGGUGGCUGCAAAAAUCUGCUUUAACAAUACAAUCAUCAUGGGCGGCAUCAGGAAUAAUGCAGGAGAAGGGCUAAACAUUGUUAUAGCAAACGGUGACACCGGUAAAGUUUUAAGAAAUAAGAACUUUAAUCUGGAAUCUAGAGAUCCCCAGGAAUUACUUGCCUAUCUAAAGACACUAAAGCCAGGAAAUAUAGUGCUUGUGGCCUCAUACAUUGACCCUACAACAAAGCUGACUGAUGAGAUUAGAGAUAUAUUCAGUGCACUGGGCAGCACGAUGGUCAAAUCCCUGAAGCCCAGAGAUAGCUGGGUAUUCGCAGGCGCCUAUGGAAUAAAGGAAGCACGUCCUUUUGAAAAGCUAAUUCAAAAUGAUAUGAGGAACAACGCAUAUGAAGACUGGCCAGAGAUGGGGGAGGUCAUUGGCUGCUUUCCCAGAAUAUCUGAGAAUGAAUAAGCCACAUUAGCCAACCUCAUAUCACCACGUUUGAGACUUGAAAAUAGGACAUUAACAACACUGAAGGAAUAGUUUACUCUCGUAUUGCUCCAAAUCCAUAUGACUUCCUUCAAUGGAACACAUCAGGCGAAAUUUUGCAUCUGUUUAUGCUACUCUUUUCUAGAGCAACAUUCUGCCACUAUGAUAAUAUUAUAAAACAAAAGUACAUUUGAAAGGUAAUACAGAUGAUUCUGUUGUCAUACGGAAUUCCUUCACAUUGGUUCUUAUAUAAGGUAACAUUGUUGCUGUUGAUAUUAACAAUGAAGAGUGGAAAACGGGAAAGUGACAUCAGUUUAACACAGUCCCUUUUUUCACUCCCCCUCCUUCUGCUGAUUUGUAGUACCAGUUAGGACACUGUAUGCACUCUAGGUUGUAAAAGUGUGUGUGUGUUUGGGUUUGCUUGGAGGGAUGUACAUCCCCUCCUGCUUCUCCUCUUGCUCUGCAUUGAAAGUAGCAGGUGGAAUCCCAGAGAAAUUGUUUCUGGAACAAUCCUGAGGCACUGAGCAUUCUGCACCUCUGGAAUCAUGGGUGUGACCCAUGGAAAGAAAAUUUAAUCUCUGAUCUUGGAUCAGUGAUAGACCCUGAGCAGAGGUGGGGCAGAGAAGAGGAUUUAGACCAGAGCAAGCUGCUU
Sinocyclocheilus rhinocerous is the source of this 1543-nucleotide messenger RNA. RefSeq names its product protein FAM3D-like. The coding region runs from base 16 to 873 and encodes 285 amino acids. The transcript is spliced from 13 exons. NCBI's taxonomy places the organism in Eukaryota, Metazoa, Chordata, Actinopteri, Cypriniformes, Cyprinidae. The record is from RefSeq and is a predicted model, not a curated record.